Molecule: messenger RNA, 3634 nt
Organism: Dermacentor albipictus
Lineage: Eukaryota; Metazoa; Arthropoda; Arachnida; Ixodida; Ixodidae
Product: endothelin-converting enzyme 2-like
Biological process (GO): protein processing
Cellular component (GO): plasma membrane
Molecular function (GO): metalloendopeptidase activity
Source: RefSeq, a predicted model, not a curated record
ACACUUCAGGCCCAUCUUCGAUACAAGGCCACGUGUUCGAGCGCGCCUGCCGAGCCAGGGUCGAGGAGAGAUUGCCGAAAUAUGAGGAAAGGCGAGCAUAGCAGCGAGGUUAUGGCCGAGAAAGGAGUUCCGAGGGCGCUGCUCUUGUGUCAAGUUUUCAGACCCUGUCUUCGUCGGGGGCUUCUUAUUCUGGUGCUGAGUAUAGCCUGCCUCUUUGUCGCCGUCACCUUGAGUAAGAGCUUCCUGGCGUGGACCCCACUUCUUGUGCCGGAUACCUUCAUCCCGAGCGCCGCUGUGAAAGCACGGAGGAUGCCUGGAAACCUGAAUGCGUCAUCAGGAGCGGGAAGCGGCCUGCGAAGCGUUGUGGCUCCGAGAGUGGCUCGUCUCGUCAUGGCACAGAAAAAGGCAGAAGACGAAAAUGCCGAAAUCCCUGCACAAGAGCUGCAUGAGUUUGGCCACCCGGUCGAUAAGAAAGCAAGGUCUGAUCGCACGCGUUCUCCCUUCGUGAUGCCUUCGGAGACGUCGCCCGUGGCGUCAUCUGGGGCGUCAACUGAGACGUUACCUCGCCGACGGUCACGGUCACUGGAAGACCUGUCAGACGACAUACAAGAGAUCGUGCCCGAUUACGCGACGAAGUCUCAGGCUCGCACGACUGUCAAGGUGGAGUCCGUUGGCGCGCCCCAACCUCGACAAGCUACUGACGACGCUCAUGUUUCUUCGUCAUCUGAAGACUCGCUGAACUCAGAACCUGAUAUCAUGACUGAGCCGGCUGCUACCUCUGGUGAACCUGGAGCUUCGGCACCGGAGUCCGCAGACGAUACGACCAGAGCCGGAGAUUUGUUAACACCCACAGGACCUGAUGAGAUAACCGGUGAUGAGCCAGAGAAAAUCUCCGAGAUCAAGGCAGAGAGCGUUACGGACGCAAUGACGUCUGAAGUCGCCGAAUCAUCGACGCCAGGUAAUGCGGCGGAUGUGUCGGCCGAAAUGACUACUGAAAUGUCCACCGAAAUGACUACUGAAAUGUCCAAGGAAAUGACUACUGAAAUGUCCACCGAAAUGACUACUGAAAUGUCCACCGACAUGACUACUGAAAUGUCCAAGGAAAUGACUACUGAAAUGUCCACCGAAAUGACUACUGAAAUGUCCACCGAAUCGGCUACUGGAAUGUCCAAGGAAAUGACUACCGAAAUGUCCACCGAAAUGAGUACUGAAAUGUCUACCGACGUGACUACUGAAAUGUCCACCGAAAUGACUACUGAAAUGUCCAAGGAAAUGACUACUGAAAUGUCCACCGAAAUGACUACUGAAAUGUCCACCGAAUCGGCUACUGGAAUGUCCAAGGAAAUCACUACCGAAAUGUCCACCGAAAUGGCUACUGGAAUGUCCAAGGAAAUGACUACUGAAAUGUCCACCGACAUGACUACUGAAAUGUCCACCGAAAUGUCGGACGUCACUGGACACGAAAUGGCUACAGAACAGAUGACAACAGCGAUGAACCACUCAGUGAAGCCAAGAAGUCGCCUGCCUUUGACAUCCUCUUUGGCAUGUAAUACUUCAUUCUGUGAAAUGGAAGCGAAGCACCUGUCGAGCAUCUUCAAAAGCGGCCGGGACCCGUGCGACAACUUCUACGUGUUCGCCUGCGCCGACUGGAAUGCUAGGUCCAGCGACUCCCAGGAAUACAAGAACGUUGACGACGCCUUAGCGGGCAGCAUGGAGGACAUGGCCAAGGCUGUUCUCAGCGGGAAGUCCACCCUUGAGCUGACGCCGCUGUUCAACCUGUGGACAGCUUGCAUGCAACCAGGUGCCGUCAAGGACAACGAACUGGCAAACACUUUGUCUUCGCUGGGCAUCGACUUGAAGAUCAAGGAUGCCGCUACAGCCGACAGUGUGCUUGAGGCGGCGGGAAAACUGCUGUUCAUGCUCAACAACGCACCCCUUCUCACAGUAGGGUUAAGCAUGCUUCCCACGAGCACAACUUCAAAGGUCAUUGCGAUAGAAGAGGGCGACAGCAUCGUGAUCCGGGCGGAUGCCAUGGUGAACGACAACAUGAAAGCGUUGGAAGGUCUUGCCUGCAAAUUUGCUGAAGCUGUUAGUCUUCCGCAUGAGCAAGAUCACCCCCUUUGCCGCAACCUGGCGCAAAUCGCUUUUGACUUAGCUAAGGCAUCCACCGAGCAUAUGCCAAUCACCGAUCGGAUGAUGAAAUAUACCUUGGUGCCCUACAGUAACAUCUCAAUGUUUAAGCCGCUCUUGGACAUGAUGGAAGGCUCCAAGGAUUACAUGGGCGACGACAAGAUGGUAGUUGUCAAGAAUUAUGGCCAACUCAAUGUAGUCGAAGCUCACCUAAAGGCAUCACCAGGCGACGUGCUCACGUAUUUGGCCUUCCACACGACCAUCUACCUUUCACCGUUUCUGGAUGAGAAGGACUUCUUUUGGGACGCGGCCAUGUUAGUCCUUACGGGUCACAUGCGUCCCCAUCCAGUGCCCAAAUGGCGUCUCUGCUUGCGCCUCGUCGACCGAGUACUGCCGAGCUUCAUGAUUGCUGCUUUCGAAACGGCCGCCAACAGCACGCCUCUCUUCACCGAACUCAUGGCGGACAUAAUGGCCGAAGAGAUGCAGUCUGCCUUCAUUGACGAGGUCAUGGCCAUCGAACAUGUUGACAACUGGACCAGGCAUGUGCUCACCCGAAAGGCGCAGAGCGUCGUCGUGCUCACAUUCUUUCCGACACGUUACACAGCCAAGGCGCUCGUCAAUGCUAUGUCCACCAAGAUCAACGAGGUGGCGGAGUGGAAAAGCAAUCCGAUGGAGUAUUUUCUUAAAGUGAGCGCAUUCGUGGCCAACUCCUGGGCUGCUCCAAUGCACCACCCACUUGUCGAUCGCAGGAGGGGUAUGUCAAUGUUUGACACCGACUGUCAUUUCAACCCAGAGAAAAAUGUCGUUGUGCUUCCUUUAGCCUUCUACAACCUUUCCGUGCCAACGUCGCCAAAGGAGAGGAUGUUUCACAUUCCACGCAUUGGUCCUCGACUCACCAACUGCCUUUUUAGAGCUACUUUUGCAACCAAUUUCUUCAUGCCGAACGACUACUAUUGGACAAAUGACGCUUCUUCAAACUUCGACGCGAGAGCAAAAUGUUUUGGUGGACACUACAAGAAGGGCCAGAAUGCUUGGAUGUCCACAACCGUAGAAGAAAACUCUGGAAUAGUCGUCGCGUUCGAGGCCUUCCAGGAUCGACUUUUCAGCAAGCAGUACCUGCAGAUGGACUACAUCCUUGAGGGCCUCCCGGACGUAACAGCGGACCAGCUGUUUUUCAUCUAUUACGCUUUGAGCCACUGUGAAAUAUCUGGUCAGGGUUCUACCGCGUCCAUGAUGAACGCAGAAGAGAGGGUCAACGUGCCCCUGAUGAAUUCGCUCGAGUUCUCAGCUGCCUUCAAAUGUGCCAACAAUAGCAAGAUGAACCCCAGCAACAAGUGCAGCUUCUGGGACUGACCACUGUCAUGGGAAGAAGACUUGCUAUUUUUGAAGAGUGGACAAAAAAAAAUAAUCAUAACAAAAUGCGCUGCUAAGCCGCUUGGAACUUCAGCUGGGUGUCCAUUUCGAUGGUUUGUUUAUUAUUAAUAAAAGGGAAAGCUGAACACUA